Molecule: messenger RNA, 430 nt
Organism: Cotesia glomerata
Lineage: Eukaryota; Metazoa; Arthropoda; Insecta; Hymenoptera; Braconidae
Product: mitogen-activated protein kinase kinase kinase 7-like
Exons: 2
Coding region: 1-240 (79 amino acids)
Biological process (GO): protein phosphorylation; positive regulation of canonical NF-kappaB signal transduction; JNK cascade
Molecular function (GO): ATP binding; magnesium ion binding; MAP kinase kinase kinase activity
Source: RefSeq, a predicted model, not a curated record
AUGGUGGGAAAAGGAUCUUUUGGAGUUGUAUGGAAAGGCAAGUGGCGUGGACGUUACGUAGAAAUAAAACAUAUCAAUACUGAGGGUGAAAAAAGAGCAUUUGCUGUUGAAGUAAGACAACUGUCACGGGUAUCGCAUCCUAAUAUCGUACGCCUUUAUGGUGCGUGUACUAAAGAUUCUGUUUGCUUGGUGAUGGAGUAUGCUGAAGGUGGAUCCUUUAUACAAUGUGCUACAUUGUGAACCAAAACCAAGAUAUAUAUUCAAGCGCCGAUCUUUGAGAUUUUUUUUUGUUGGUUUUGAUGGGAUUAUGUGCAAAGAACCAAGAAAUACAAAGAAAUACAAAUAACUCAAUUUCGCAAAAAAUGUGACUUAUGGGUUUCUUAAAUAAAUGAUUCAAAUGCGAAACUCGGGUAAUAUAAUAGAGAAAUCU